Leptonychotes weddellii (Weddell seal) is the source of this 915-nucleotide messenger RNA. It is a transcript of the gene FGF22, whose product is annotated as fibroblast growth factor 22. NCBI's taxonomy places the organism in Eukaryota, Metazoa, Chordata, Mammalia, Carnivora, Phocidae. Gene Ontology annotation, molecular function: growth factor activity. The record is from RefSeq and is a predicted model, not a curated record.
GCGGCGAGCCGGGCGCGGGGCCAUGCGCGGCCGCCUGUGGCUGGGCCUGGCGUGGCUGCUGCUAGCACGAGCGCCCGGCGCCGCGGGGACCCCGAGCAGUCCGCGGAGACCGCGCAGCUACCCACACCUGGAGGGCGACGUGCGCUGGCGGCGCCUUCUGUCCUCCACCCACUUCUUCCUGCGCGUGGACCCCGGCGGCCGCGUGCAGGGGACCCGCUGGCGCCACGGUGCCGACAGCAUCAUUGAGAUCCGCUCCAUCCACGUGGGCGUCGUGGCCCUCAAGGCUGUGCACACGGGCUUCUACGUGGCCAUGAACCGCGGGGGCCACCUCUACGGGUCGCGGGUCUACACUGCCCACUGCAGGUUCCAGGAGCGCAUCGAGGAGAACGGCUACAACACCUACGCCUCCCUCCGCUGGCGUCACCGUGGUCGGCCCAUGUUCCUGGCGCUGGAUGGGCAGGGGGCCCCGCGGCGUGGGGGCCGGACACAGCGGCACCACCUGUCCACCCACUUCCUGCCUGUCCUGGUCUCCUGAAGUCCCCAGGUCCGCAGCAUGCCUGAGCUGCAUGUCCAGGGGCCGGGGGCCGGCGAGCUCAGGCCGUGGCCAAGCACGUCUGGUCACUCGUCUUUUCCCCAAGGAUUCAUGGAGUGUCUGCUGUGUGGCCGGCUGGGGGUGCUGCGGGACCCCCACAGACACGGCCUGACCCCCAGGGAGCUCCUGAGUUGGAGGGGAGGUGGACACUGAGUUGAGCAGAGGCCACAGGUGUCCAGUCACAAGCGGGGGGUGGGGCACGGAGGCCCCAGAAAGGCCCCACCCCGGGGAUGGAGCCUGAAGGACAGGGCCAUGUAGUCACCAAAGGGCUGAGACGUGGCCUAGGCAAAGCUCUGAGGUGGGAGCCCAUUGGGGUGUUUGAG